CUGCCUGCUUCAGCCUCCCAGAGUGCUAGGAUUACAGGUGUGAGCCACCGUGCCCGGCCAAUGAGAAUCUUAUUGAUUGGUAUUUGGGGUACACACACACAGCCUGUAGAUCCGGGUUUCUGUUGCCUGGAAUUCUCUUCCUCUUUCCUGGCCUCUGUUUUCUUCCCUUUCCCAUCUCUGACUUUGAGCCCUCCAGGGCGGGCCUCUCCGCGGGCAGGGGUGCAGGAGGUGGCCCUCGGGCGGCAGGCACCAGGGUGGCUUCCCUUGGGCGUGGCCCGGUGGCCGCCCUGUGCAGUGAUGUGUCCCCAGGCCUGGCUGGCAGCCAGGGAGUUGAGCCCAGAGAGCAGCAGGGGCCAGAGCAGCUUCGAGAGGGGCCGGGGCGUCGUCCGAGAACCCUGGAGGGUGGGCGGUGCCUGCUUUGGCAGGUGCCAUGCCUCCGCAACUCCUCCUGCUGCUGACUCUCCUGGGCCCUGGCAGCAGCUUCCCGCCGGGGGACAGCUGGGCAGAUGGAGACAGGAAAGCCCCAGGCCCCCUGCUUGCCCGGGGGCGGAGACAUGUGCCUGGGGAGGACAUGGAGGAUUACGACUAUAUCGGGGAAGGCACAGACCCUCCAGAAACGCUUGAAAGUAUCACCAGUGUUGUGACCCAGAAUGUCAUGCUUCUGACUGUGACCGGAACGUCGGAGCAGAGAGGUUCUGCAGAGCCCGGAAGCCCUGAGCCUGCCACGGUGGAGGCUGCUACAAAGGACACUGCUGGCCUGGACACAGGAGGGAAAGCCACGGGGAAUCUGAGCACGGAAUUGGCCACUCGGCAGAUUCCAGUCACACUGGACCCUCUGGUCACAGAACUGACCACUAUGAACAUUUCCAUCAUGGGUGCGCCAUCCAACAAGGGGGCUCUGUCCAUGGGGCCAGCUACCAUGGAGGUACAGACCACUCAACCAGCAGCCACGGAGGCCCUGACCACGGGACCCCCUGCCACGGAGGCCCUGACCACGGGACCCCCUGCCACUGAGGCCCUGACCAUGGGACCCCCUGCCACGGAGGCCCUGACCAUGGGACCCCCUACCACGGAGGCCCUGACCACGGGACCCCCUGCCACGGAGGCCCUGACCACGGGACCCCCUGCCACUGAGGCCCUGACCAUGGGACCCCCUGCCACAGAGGCCCUGACCAUGGGACCCCCUGCCACGGAGGCCCUGACCACGGGACCCCCUGCCACGGAGGCCCUGACCACGGGACCCCCUGCCACGGAGGCCCUGACCAUGGGACCCCCUGCCACGGAGGCCCUGACCAUGGGACUCACUGCCAUGGAGGCCUUGUCCACAGAAACCCCUCCUUCAGUGGCCCUGUCCAUGGAGCUAGCCACCGUGAAGGACAUCCCUGGGGCAGCUAGCAAUCUGUCUGCCAUCACCAACAUGAAAACUGGGCAGACAUCCCCCCCUGGGAUCUUCGUGGCCCCCACCUCCACAGGGCCCCCCGACCACAUCCCCGUGAAGCAGUGCCUGCUCGCCAUCCUCAUCCUGGCCCUGGUGGCCACCGUCUUCCUCGUGUGCACCGUGGUGCUGGCCGUCCGCCUCUCCCGCAAGAACCACACGUACCCUGUGCGGAAUUACUCUCCCACCGAGAUGGUCUGCAUCUCGUCCCUGCUGCCCGACGGGGCCGAGGGGCCCCCCGCCACAGCCAACGGGGGCCUGCCCAAGGCCAGGAGCCAGGGCCUGACGCCGGAGCCCGGGGAGGACCACGAGGGCGACGACCUCACCCUGCACAGCUUCCUCCCUUAGCGCCCCUGCCCGCGUUCGCCGGGGCGAGGCCCUGGCCGGCUGCUCCCUCCCUGGCCCAGCCGGGCCACCACUGAGCACCCAGGCCUCCGUGCCAUGGGUCUGGGCUUCCUCGGAGACCCCUGGGGUUGGGGAUCUGUAGGGAAGGGACCCUGGCCGCCCCAGACGAGACCAAGAGCAGCCACGGUCCUGUGGCCAAGCAGGACCAGCAGGUAGAACCGCCUCCUCGUCCCUCCUGCCUCCAGGGGCAGCGGCCAGUUGGCCCAGAGAGACCCUCUCCUUCCUGUCCCCACCCGACGUCCCCACUGCCAUCCUCCUUUCUCCAGGCCACUGGAGUCCCUCCCCAACAGGCCCAGGGAAGACUGGGUUCCUCCACCCCACUCUCAUCGCCAUUUUCUCCUGGUUGCCAUGGUCACCAAACAAGAAGGGGACUUUGCAGGGGGUCGGGGCAGGGUGCUGAGGAGCGAGCGACAGAUCCCUGAGCCCAUUUCCUGCUGCUCUGCAGGGAGCCCAGGGUGAGGCCUCAGACUGUGAGGGCUGCAGUGGGUUCGGAGAGCCCAGAGACCUUUCUUUGGGACUGUGUAGACCAAUGAGCCUCCCUCUGGUGGCAGAAUAGCCCCCACUGUCCUCGCUUGCCUUCCCCUGAGGCCACCUUUUCAGGGUGGCCUCUGCCUGGUUCACUGCAUCAUCCCCCUGCCUGGCCCAGGGCUGGGCACUCAAUAAAUGUGUGAUGAACACGC
Microcebus murinus (gray mouse lemur) is the source of this 2520-nucleotide messenger RNA. It is a transcript of the gene SELPLG, whose product is annotated as selectin P ligand. The record is from RefSeq and is a predicted model, not a curated record. Gene Ontology annotation, biological process: leukocyte tethering or rolling. Gene Ontology annotation, cellular component: plasma membrane. Lineage: Eukaryota; Metazoa; Chordata; Mammalia; Primates; Cheirogaleidae.